Messenger RNA from Metopolophium dirhodum (rose-grain aphid), 2583 nucleotides. Its product is annotated as E3 SUMO-protein ligase PIAS2-like. Bases 428 to 2422 code for a protein of 664 amino acids. The transcript has 4 exons. Gene Ontology annotation, biological process: protein sumoylation; regulation of transcription by RNA polymerase II. Gene Ontology annotation, molecular function: zinc ion binding; transcription coregulator activity; SUMO ligase activity. The record is from RefSeq and is a predicted model, not a curated record. Lineage: Eukaryota; Metazoa; Arthropoda; Insecta; Hemiptera; Aphididae.
GUUACUUACCAUCGGAUAACAUGAUCAGCGUUCAACGGGCUCGACAGCUCACACAAAGCGUCCCUUUCGUAUUCGUAGUACGUACGUCUUAAUUGUCGAAUUAGCGUCCCUUAACUAAAUUGUUGUUGCCUCAUUGUCAAUAAUUUUUGAUUGUUAUUCAUCAUCUUUACGACGUAAGUGAUUUCACGUCCAAUUCGCUUUUCCGUACCUCACACUUUGGUACUACACCAAAAUCAAAGUUUUCAUCAGAAGUGAAGUGUCAUGGUCAAAUGGUAGUCGGUUCAUCGUGUUAAAGCUUCCAACGACAAUCACAACCUUAUUGAUUGUUCAAAUUAAAUUUGACAUACAGUUCAAUUUAAAGAAAAAAAGAAAUACUAUUACAGCCAGAACAUCCACAGAACGUGUGCAGACGUACAGAGCACGACAAAUGGAAAAUUUAAAUUCAUCGCAAUCAAAAUCACAUUGCAAAACAGUAGCAGAACGUGUCAGAGAGUAUCGGCAAAGACAAACACAACAAUUACAUGAUGUGACUAUGAUGACCAACCAUGAUGAAGGUUAUAAAAAUAUGCUGGCUAGUUUCCGGACUAACGACUUGCAAACAUUAUUGGGAGCUUUUGGUCGAAAUAAAGCGGGACGAAAAUCUGAAUUAAAAGAUCGGGCACUUGAAUUAUUAAGGACUAGACCAACUGGCUUUAACCACGCGGCAUAUGUAGCAAAAAUAUAUGAAAUAUAUCGUUCCAUGCAAACAGAUUUGCCUAAUAAUAAUGAUAUUAUGAUGCGCAGCUUAUUACAAACCCAACAGAGACAAAUGAUGACCAUGGGGCAGAUACAGGCUCCACAACAAAGAAUGUACCAACAACCACCACAAUAUCCUCAUCAGCCAAUGCAUAUGACCCGAGCUGGAUUACCACAGGUUAUGCCCCAAAUUCAAAGAGGCAUUUAUAGUAAUUCCAUUGGAGCAAAUACUAUGGCUAACAAUAACAUUCAAUAUAUAUCGGGCAGUUAUCAGCCUUCUGGACCUCGUUCCAUUACGUCAUCUCAUUUGUCUUCAAGUCAACAAAUGAAUGUGGUGCCACAAGAUCCAUUGGGAUAUGAUAUGAAAGGAAUGCCAGUUGGAAAUAAUUCUUAUACUCCAUCUCCUGAAGCUGUAGCCCUAAUCAAGUUCAAAAAGUUACCAUUUUAUGAGGUAAUUGACGAAGUUCUUAAGCCAACUUUUCUAGCUGGCACGGAUAGAUGUACAUUACAAAACUUUCCUAGAGGUAUGAAAGAAUCGCAUUUCAAACUUUUUGUGACAGCAGAGAACGUCAAUAUGGUUUCCUUGAAUCGUGAUGUUUCCACAGGAAAAAAUGAAUAUAUUUAUCAGUUCCAAAUUCGAAUAAGUCAGUUAGUGGAACCUAUGACUAAUGAGGUAACAGAUUUUAUGCCUCUUGGACUACACAUUCGGCUUGGUGCAAAAGCAUGUCCAUUACCACCUACUGCUCCUAAUACUCGACCAGGAGCUGAAUCCAGACGAUCUCCAAGACCCAUAAAUUGCACUCAACUUGUCAAACUUUCUCCAAUCACUCCCAACAUGGUCCAUAUAAAUUGGACUCCAGAUGGAAAAAAUUACGUUAUGUCUAUGUAUCUUGUUAAAAGAUUAACUUCAGAAACAUUGAUACAAAGACUUCAAGAUAAAGGAGGUAGGAGUUCAGAAGAGACAAAAAACUAUAUAAUUAAAAAGUUAGCAGAUGUGGAUCCAGAUUUGGCCACUACAUCUUAUCGAUUUUCCUUGGUGUGUCCAUUGGGUAAAAUGAGAAUGAAGAUACCUGCAAAAUCUAUCUAUUGUGAUCAUUUACAAUGUUUUGAUGCUAGUACAUUUAUUUUAAUGAAUGAGAAAAAGCCAACAUGGAUGUGCCCAACAUGUAAUAAACCUUGUUUAUACGAUGACAUACAAAUUGAAAAUUAUUUUUUGGAAGUUGUUUCAAGUCCAACACUCAAAGACUGCAGUAAGGAAAUUGAAAUUUUAGCUGAUGGCACAUGGAUAGUUUAUGAAGAAAAUAAAGAGACAAAAACCACAAAUAGUACUCCUGAUGCAAAAUUAAAACCUAUUGAUUCUGUGGAUUUAGAUAGCGACGAAGAAAAAUCUGUUGAUAUGAAAGUAGAACUUAACCUUGAAACUGUCAAACGCCAAGAAAAUGAAAACCUAAACUUUGUCGAUUUGACAUUAAGUGACAAUGAAGAAGAACCACCAAAAGAAAAAGAUAAACAGGAAAAUGAGGCACAGGCCGCUGAUGCUAUACAACCAGUUGCUGUUGUUGAUUUAAAACCACAAGCUCAAGUACAGCCGCAACAAGCUGUUACCAGUUCUGAGCAAGGAGUAGUAAUUGAAAUAGACAGUCCAUCCCCUCCUUCAAGUCCUAUCCCUACAACUGAAGCCUCCUAAUUUUUAUUAUUAUUGUAAGUAAAAUAAAAAUGUUAUUAUUAUUUUAAGAUACAUCAAACUUAAACAUUUUUAUGAUUUAUGAGUUCUAUCCGUUUAGCAUAUAAGAUAAAAUUAUUUCUUAAAAUGUUAUAUUUAAUAAAUAUUAAGAUAAUAAUUUAAUA